AUGAUGAACGACGUGGCUCGGUGUGGGCCUCCUCUUCACCUUUCAUAUGAGCCGCUGAUUGGUCACUCACAGGCCGCCGAAUAUUUUUGGAAGAACCUUGGAAGCUUGACCACCAAGUCCACCCAGACAGGUACCCAGCCAUACCACCACCAUCACCACCACCACCUCUCUGACUUCCUCGAUCUUUUUUUUUUAAUUUCUGAAAGAAGAUCAGCAACUCAAACAAUCACCAAAAUGUCCUCCUCCCUCGCCCUCGACCAAGCCGACAUCGAGAAGCUCAACGACAAGGACAAGGCCGAGCUCCGCCAGUUCUUCGCCAACGAGGAGCAAAAGAGCAAGAUCCAGAGCCAAUCCCACGCCCUCACCUCCCUCUGCUGGAAAAAGUGCAUGGCCUCCUCCUCCACCUUCAAGUCGGGCGCCCUCGACGGCACGGAAAAGGCCUGCCUCGCCAACUGCGUUGAGAGGUUCAUGGACGUCAACAUGGCUACUGUUAGGCAGCUGGCUGGCAUGGGGGGACGUCACUAGAAACAGCAAGACUUCUUCUUUUGGAAUGAUUUGAAAUCACCCAACCCCACCACGAUCAUGAAUGAGGAUUCGACAAUGCGGAGAUGGAGGACAUGUUAUGGCACAUGGGCAGACCAAGGG
Podospora pseudopauciseta is the source of this 645-nucleotide messenger RNA. RefSeq names its product Mitochondrial import inner membrane translocase subunit tim8 (gene TIM8). The transcript is spliced from 2 exons. The record is from RefSeq and is a predicted model, not a curated record. Lineage: Eukaryota; Fungi; Ascomycota; Sordariomycetes; Sordariales; Podosporaceae. Bases 1 to 525 code for a protein of 174 amino acids.